AAUCGUCCCGGUUAACGUAGAAAUCUAACCCGCAAUUACUCGACCUUUUAGCUUUCAGACAUUUUUGCUCGCUUCGUCGCCGGUGACCUCUACGUCGCUGCCGUACCGAUAUUCUCCGGCUUCUACGGUGUCGGUCUCCGUGUCUCCGGAGAAGGAAGAAGGUUUUAGGACUGGUUGAAAUUUUCUAGAAGCGUGCUUAUGUCGGCUUCUGUGAUUUUCUAUGUUAAUCUGGAUGAAUAAUUGAAGUUGUUGAGAAGGACAACUGAUGAAGCAAUGGUGCCAUCAGGGUUUUCGUUUUUUAGCACCAGUAGUUCCCACAAAGUUAAUGAUUCAUUUGAUAGUUCUGGAAGCAAGCUAAAACCAACUCUUAGCUUGGAAACAGAUAAAGAUGUUUAUAGGCCGGGAGAUUCAGUAUUUGUUACCAUUGAGGUGGGCAAUUCUUUGGCAAGGAAUCAUGAAAACAGGUUGAUGCCUUCAUUUUUGGUUGAAAGGCUUAGUUUUGAGCUGAAAGGAGUAGAGAAGUUGGACGUUCAGUGGUUUUCUACUCAGAAGCCACUGCCGGGAUCCAAAGGACGGAGAGGUGAACAUAUCUUCCUGGACAGCUCAACACCAUCCAUAACUUCAAAUCAACUCCUGUCUUCCGGUUCCAAAAAGACAUAUCCUUUUACAGUUAUGGUUCGAGCUGUUCUCCCGGACAUUAUACCGCCUUCUUAUAAGGGUGCUACUAUCCGUUAUCUUUACUACAUUAGGACUACAUUAUGUGGCAGAUGGCUGAUGCUAGAGAGUAGUGAUAGCUACAAAGAUUCGAGAAAAGAUUUCACUGAAGUGGAGACUCGCAUCCCUAUACAAGUUUGGAUAAUUCAGAAGAACAAUGGUUUGCUAUUAGAGGAAAGUCAAAAUGAUGGGAUUGUUCCAACCAGUACCAUCCAAACAGAAAUAUAUUGGAAAGAGAUGGAUGGAGACUCGGAAUGGGCUAGAGCUAAUGAGGCAUAUGAUAGUGGUGAAGAUGGAUACGACAGCUCACGGGAUGAGAUGAUGUCUGUUUCUUCUUAUCCCGAAAAAGGGAAUUUACACAGGACCUUUGGCAGUUCACUUUCUUUGCAAUCUGGACCACGAUUAUCAAUGAAAGAUGCAUCAUAUAUUGAAGAACGUGGUCGUUCAUCUCCAAAGUUAACACUUUCUCAGUUAUCAGUUGCUGAAGUGCUGUAUGAUUCCGGAGCUGACGGUUUUUCGCCAAACAAGUCAUCAAAUCACGUGAUCCCGAACCAGCAACCAAAUCAGACUGAUACUGCAGGAGCUGGCGAACUAGUUCCUUCAGAAGGAUUUACACGAGGAAGGUCGUACAAUAUAAGGAUGGAUGAUCAAAUCCUCCUUAAAUUUUCCCCUAAGAAUGCUGACUCUACUUAUUACUUCAGUGAUUCGAUAGGUGGAACUCUUACUUUCUUCCAUGAAGAAGGAGCCAGGAGAUGCCUCGAGUACUUAUCACAGGUCUCGGUAACGCUGGAAACUUCAGAGACAAUAAAUCGGCGUUUUGUUCAUCCAUCUCGGAGAAAUUCUCCAACGCUUACUAAGGUCCAAAGCGAUCAUCACGAGGUGGUAGCUGAUCUUGUGCAAACCAGCUUUCUUUUCUCGAUUCCGAUGGAUGGUCCAAUGUCGUUCUCUACACCUCAUGUUUCCGUGCAAUGGAUCUUACGGUUUGAGUUCUUAACCACCCCGAAGAAUGUCGACUUGAGCAGGUAUGAACAUCCGUUGCUAAUUGAGGAACGAGACAGAAGCGAAUGGGUACUUCCGAUCACAGUUCACGCCCCACCGCCGCGAACAUCGGUUGCUCACAACCGGAGCGAUAAGCUCUUCAGUCUGGAGCCUUCGUGGAUUCGUUAGCCUAAUCGCGGUUCAUCUCUACACAGCGCUCUUAUCCAUUACGCUUCGUUCCCUGGUCAGUUUAUUUCAUCUCAUUUUACUAUCCUUCUUUUUCUUUCUUUUUUUUGUUUCGGUUACUUCAGCAUUUGAAUACAUAUAUUGUUUUCCAGUGUUUUUUUUUCUUCAAAAACUCGCUGUGUUAUGAAAUAAAAACCAUAUAUAAACCCAUUAAAAAUUA
Molecule: messenger RNA, 2098 nt
Organism: Tarenaya hassleriana
Lineage: Eukaryota; Viridiplantae; Streptophyta; Magnoliopsida; Brassicales; Cleomaceae
Exons: 13
Coding region: 274-1881 (535 amino acids)
Biological process (GO): retrograde transport, endosome to Golgi
Cellular component (GO): Ric1-Rgp1 guanyl-nucleotide exchange factor complex; Golgi membrane
Source: RefSeq, a predicted model, not a curated record